AUGUCUUCUGCUGGUAAAUGGGAAGUUGUUAAAUCUGGUAAACAUAAAAAUGCUUCUAAUCAACCUGGUUUCGGUAAACCAGGCAAAAAUCAAAAGAAGAAGGGAAUAGAAAACAUGCCUAAAAUUGACCAGAAUCAGGUAAAUCUAACUGUAUUUAAUAUUCAGGAGAAUAUUAAAGAUAAGAGUAUCAUUAGCAACUAUUCAGUCCUAAGGCACCUGCUGAUUGGUUGUUAUUUUACCAAAAAUGAGAAAGAAACUCUGAAUUCUGAUGAUUUCCUUUCACUGCUUGAGACUGUCCAGACCAACUUUCCUAACACCCCAUCUGUCUGGUUGAAAGAUCUGGCUUCCUACAUAAAUGAGAAAAUGAAUGUGGAUAUUUCUGAUCCAGUUUUUACUGGAAAGCCUUUCACUUACCCACUUUCAUUGCUACCAGGAGAUAUUCGAAAAAUAUUGAAUGAGACUUUGAAUAGAUGCACUCCUGAAACAUUGCAAUUGUUUACCGACUUUUGCUUACAUACAAUGGUUCAAGACAUCACCAAAGGACAUCCAACAUGUGGUUAUAGACUAUUUUUACAGUGUGUAGCCCAUGAAAAACCAGAAAUAAUCCUAAAAAACUUAAACAAGUGUAGUGAUUUUAGGAAGUCGUACCAAAAUCGUCAACCUGUGUGUCUGUCUGUUCUAUGGGCUGCUGGACAAGCUGGUGCAAAGGAUCUGAAAGCUGGAUUGAAAGUUUGGCUUGAGUUAAUGCUUCCUAUGGUUGGGAUGAGAGCAUAUUCAAAGUUCACUAUUGACUACUUGGAUAACUUGUUGAAUAUGCAUCCAAAGGUUAAAUGUGCUAGUGAUGUUCUAGGAGUUCGGGAGUUUUUCUCUGUUUUUGAUUUUCUCUUCACUUCUACGGGCCUACAUGAUAAUUUGCAUAAGAAACUGCAGUCUUUAUAUCCAAAGUUAAAGGCACUAAGCUAUGGAACUAGUCCAGAAAGUAAUUACAGAAGUUUCUUUCCUUCUUACUUACGAAGGCUACAAAACUCUUGUUCACCAGCUUUGACGAAAGAGCUCCUGUCAAGUCUGGAGACAUGUUUGAUCCAGGACACGAUAUGUUACAGUGUUUGGAGACAACUUUACACAAAGCAUCUUGUACAGUCCAGCAUUCUGAUGAAGCACCUUGUUGAUGAAUGGGAUAAGCUUCCAUCUAGCUUUCCACGGAGUUUGUUGAAGGAGACUCUGAGUACAUUCCGAGUUACAAAUGAAGAACUUUCCUCCCAAGGAAAGACCAAUCAGGAAGGAUUUACUGCCUGUGUUAGCAACUGUAAUGAACUUUUUGCAAAAAUGACUGCACGAAGUUUCCCAUGGAGAAGGCUGUUAAUGUUUUUCAUGUUUGUUGUGAGUGCUGCACUUGCCUAUGACAUUCAUGUGCAUGGCUCUUUCCAGAAAUCUCAGACUGGGAAGUUUUUAAAGGACAUUGGUGUGCUGGCCGUUUGCCAACAAGCAUGGGGGAGGAUAACAGUGUAUUCUAAUAAGGCAUAUAGAUGGGCUGAAAAUCAUGUACCUGUCUACUAUAGAAAAGUGUCUACUUUCUUUGGUUAUUACCUAGAAAUAUUUUGGACUAAUUUCUUUGCCCUGUGUAUGUAUGUAUGGAACAGUACCCAGGGUCUACGAGACUGGAUAAAUGUGAAGAUCCCACCUUUACUUGAAUGGCUGAACAGUAAGCUCCCCAAGUUCACAGAAAAAGUGGUAGCUGUAGCAUUAGAUUCUUGGUUGGUGAUUCAGAAAUAUUUGGUUUGGCUUGGAAGCCAUUUGGUGUAUUACCUCACAAUCAUCGGGUCAUGGUUGCAAGAAAAUGUGUUUACCGGAAAUCUUUCUGUAGAAAAUCUUCAGAAGUAUGCUGUUGACACCGGAGCUACCGUACAGAAGUACGUGGUUUUGGUGUACCAAUGGUCAGCUCAGCAAGUUUCAGGUUUAGUGUCUUCUGGCAAAUGAUGCAAAAUCUGCAGCAUUUUUGCAGCUCAGAAACUAAUUACAUUCUUUUGAGAAAAUAAAUUUAGUGAUUCAUGUGGUUUGUUGAAUGUGACCCGACAUUUAAACAAGUUUUCUUCUCUCCCACCCCACACAUUUGUGAUGAUGUUGAGAAUAUUUAUUCCUAAUCUUGGUAAGCUAUUUGGAGAUUUAAUGUGAAAAACAAAAAAAAGAGGAGGAUCAAGCAUUUCGUAAUUCUGUCACUAUCAUGUGUAUGUAAAUUUUUUUAAAAAAGCAAGCAUGUUUUGGAAUUUUAUAUUGAUAUUCUUAAAUGUCUGUGUCAUAUUCUAAUAAAGAAGCUGAAUCAUGUA
Limulus polyphemus (Atlantic horseshoe crab) is the source of this 2324-nucleotide messenger RNA. Its product is annotated as transmembrane protein 214-like. The transcript is spliced from 16 exons. The record is from RefSeq and is a predicted model, not a curated record. Gene Ontology annotation, cellular component: endoplasmic reticulum; Golgi apparatus. Bases 1 to 1977 code for a protein of 658 amino acids. Lineage: Eukaryota; Metazoa; Arthropoda; Merostomata; Xiphosura; Limulidae.